UUUCACAUUGGCAUUUACUUCUAGGUACACCAUAAUGUCAAUUUUCAAAACGUUAUUACUUUUUACCACACAUUUUGAUUUCUUAGGAAGAUGUCAGAUUUCUAAUAAUCACGACAGUGUUCGAACUGUUCACUUAAUAUAACAGUUCUGGCAGAAUUUGUGAAUACAAUAAUAUUUCUCAGUAUAUUAUAAGUUCUAAGUUUGGUUUGUGUUAGCUGGAAUGCGUGAUGUGAUCGUCAUAUAAUUACCGAUAUGUUCCUUUACAAAAUGCUUUCGGUUAACAACGAUUGUAAAUUAGUAUUCUUCUUUGAAGAGGAAUUCUAGCAACUUUUAUCCAUUCUGCAACUGGUCAGCAUGUCACAGAUGACAGAAGAGCUAACAGAAAUAUGUAUUAGUCCAAGUUUUGUUGUGAACUAUAUAGAUUUAAGGUAAAGCUUAGUCUGUAAACUUCAUCCCAAGUAAUUUUCACCAAUAUAUUCUCCUUAAAUACACUUUGGAAGUGUUACUGGGCUCUUUUAGUAUUUUUCUUUCCAUAAAUUUAUUCACGCAGCUGUUAAUUAGUUUCCUGGUGUUCUGAGGCUUAUAAUUCACAUAAACUCUACCACUCGGUUAUUUUGCAGAAAGUUUAUCAGCAAAACAUGGUUAAAGUUGCUAUUGGGUUUUAUACAGCGAGAGGGAGUCAUUAGAUAAAUGAGUACUGAAAAUGCUUCAAAAAAUUGGGAGCUUACUUUAUAUGAAUUACAUCGUAAGCCACAAGAGCCUAUUACCGAUGGAACAGUUAUUGCUGUUAGUCCAAGAAGUUUAAAGAGUGAACUAAUGUGUCCAAUAUGUUUGGAUAUAUUAAAAGUGACUAUGACAACAAAAGAAUGUUUACAUCGUUUUUGCUCUGAAUGUAUUAUCACCGCUCUUCGUAAUGGCAAUAAAGAAUGUCCGACAUGUCGUAAAAAGUUGGUGUCGAAAAGAUCGUUAAGAAGAGAUCCAAAUUUUGAUGCGUUAAUUUCAAAAAUUUAUCCAAGCCGUCAAGAGUAUGAAGCACAUCAAGAUAAAAUUUUAGCACGUUUAAAUCGUCAACAUUUAAGUGCAGCAUUGACAAGAUCACUAGAACAACAAUUAGGCUUAAAUGGCAACAACAAUGCUACUACUAAUAAUAGUAAUAGCAGUAGAUCACGAAAUUCAACCAACACUGGACGUAAUCAAACAGUCAAUAAUAAUUCUGGUAAUGGCGGAACAAGUGAAGUACAUACAGAUGCUGGAAUAAGUGAAGAAGAAACACCGUCAAACUUUAUGAGUAAUGGUGCUUGUUCAGCACGACGUGUCUCAUCUACAUCACAUCAAGUAACUAAUAAUUCGGAUACUGAAAGUGGAAUGGAUACAAAUUCAAUUGGUGAAAAUAGUUCUGUAUCCGAUUUACCAGUUUUACAUUAUCGUAACAAUACAUCAGCUGCUUCUAUGUUUACUACAACUGCUGGCGGUGUUGCUGAUUCAAAUCAUCCUCAUACUCAAUAUAAUUGUUCCACGGAUCGUAAUAUUAUUAAUAACAAUAAUAAUAGUAGUAGUAUUUUACAUAAUAAUAGUAAUUCAACCUCAUCUAUGUUAUCACCAUCUGUAUUUCCUGAAAUUGAAGUCUUAUUAAAACCACAUCCACGUUAUUCUUCACAGUAUACCGCCUCCACUUCUAUGGCUUCAUCUACUUCGUGUAGUCCAUCUACAUCAACAGGACAUCGUAAUAACAAUAAUGCUAACAGUAGUAAUGGUAAUAAUAAUACUAAUAGUAAUUACAAUGAUCAAGGAAAUGGUUUAAUCAAAUAUCUUAAAGCUCCGACAAUAACUACAGUUGAUCAUUUAUGUAGAUAUUUAACUGUACGUAUUAAUCUUCAAAGAAUAAACAGAGAAAUAUCUGAUGAAAGUGUUCGAUUCAUCUUAUAUAGUUAUCAUGAAAGUACAAAUACUUAUCAAUUAUUAGAUUCACAUAUGUCUAUUGAAGAAAUUAGUCGUGAUCAAUUUCAUGGAGUAAAUUAUCUUGAUUUAUAUUAUGCACGAGAUGAUAUCUUAGAUGAUAAUACCAAUAACAAUAAUAAUACCUAAUAAAGAAGCAGAAAAAAAUACAAAUUUGAAUCAUAAUUUAUAUUGAAUAUUGAACUUUGAAAUUCAUUUAAACAAUUAUCUCUAUCUAUGUGUGUAAUUCAUCAAUCGCUUAAUAUAAUAUCAACAUUAUUAACAUCAAUAGUUAUAACAAUAACUCUAUUUCCCAUCAAUACAAUUAUCUAUUAUGUUUAAUGAAAGACGUUUCUUUCUCCUUAUGUUCCUUAUAUGUGUGUGCUUGUUUGUAGCAUUUGACUUUCUCGUUGUGUUAUCUCCUUUGACUUGUUUCCUUGGUUUUAGUUUUGUUCAUUUUGUUUGUUUUACCAUUGUGUUAUAUCUGUUUUGUGUACUAUCAAUGAUUAAUAGAGUGCCUACUAUAAAACGGUGUGUUGCAUCUAAUUGCUUUUUUUUAUAAAAAAAAUGUAAUUAUGUCUCUUAUCUAAAAUUGUAAAUAUAUUUACUUUUGCAUGGAUCAUUUUAGGUACUACAGAUAUACUGAAUCCUAGUAAGCUACAAUUGACACUGGAAGAAUUCUAUAAACGAUGUAUUACUUAUACUACUGAUUAAUUUCUGGAACAUAUAUUUUUUGUUUUAAUUUAUGAGAUAUUAUUUAGUCUCUGACCCAUUGAUCGUUAACUCGUAAUCUUACCUCCUUCUUGUAUACGUCUUUUCUCUAUACACGUAUAGUUACUUUGUACAUAAUUAUUUCUUUUUAAAAUCAAAAAUGUAUAAAUUUAUUAUUAUUAU
Molecule: messenger RNA, 2829 nt
Organism: Schistosoma rodhaini
Lineage: Eukaryota; Metazoa; Platyhelminthes; Trematoda; Strigeidida; Schistosomatidae
Source: the annotation of a GenBank genome assembly